Messenger RNA from Teleopsis dalmanni, 1183 nucleotides. Its product is annotated as peritrophin-44. NCBI's taxonomy places the organism in Eukaryota, Metazoa, Arthropoda, Insecta, Diptera, Diopsidae. Gene Ontology annotation, cellular component: extracellular region. The record is from RefSeq and is a predicted model, not a curated record. Gene Ontology annotation, molecular function: chitin binding. Bases 106 to 1134 code for a protein of 342 amino acids. The transcript has 2 exons.
GUCGGCAUCAGUUGCUGGAACACUAAAGAGAUUUGCAGGUGUUCUUCACUACGGAUACAAAACGAAUAUUGGAAUAUAGGAUAUUUUAUAAAAAAAGGCAUAGUAAUGAAAGAUAUGAAGCUAACCCAAAAUGCCUGUACAGGCAUUUUACUUGUAAUUUGCUUGCUAAUUGGACAACAGCAGGUAAAUGCUGGCUAUACAAUGGCACAGACUUGCGAAUAUGUUUCAACCGGUUACAUUGGUGAUCCGAGUGACUGUCAGGGUUGGGGUUAUUGUUCCGGUGGCGUUGUAAUAGCUUCCGGCAAAUGUAAAGAUGGCCUGCUUUUUGAUAUUGCAAAUGGUAUUUGUAAUUAUGCUGCCGAUGUAGAAUGCCGGACUACAGUAGAGAACGUCUGUGCUAACAUUAAUCAACCUCAGUAUAUUGGUGAUCCCAAUAAUUGCAACACCUAUUGCUACUGUUUGAAUGGUGUAGCAAAUUGCAACAGCUGUCCUAAAAGUCAAGUAUUUAAUCCUUCAACAACUUCUUGCGUAUGGAGUAAUACAUAUACAUGCUCAGCCGACUCAGUUUGCCGUUUAGUGCCAAAUAACAAAUUUGUUGGCAAUCCGGAUAGUUGUGGAGCAUUCUUACGAUGUGUAGAUGGUAGCGGAAUUGCGGGUACUUGUUCUUCAGGUGUAUAUGACAAGUCUAGUGGCAAUUGCGUAGAUGGAAAUCCAUGCUCAGGCUCGCCAACUACUCCUGAUGCCACUCCUUCACCAGAUCCAUCGGUAUGCACCACAGGCGGACCAGCUUAUGUUGAAGAUCCAAAUAGUUGCGCUGGUUACUAUAAUUGCCCGACAACCGGUACACUUGGUACUUGGGGUAAAUGUCCAUUUGCUACAUUCUUUGAUGAAGAGGACCAACAAUGUGUGACUCCUUAUGAAACUGCCUGUCGUCAAGAUCGUUGUCAAAAUCUUAAUUUGGAGUUUGUUGCUAAGCCUGGUUGUCUAAGCUACAGUUAUUGUAAAAACAGUGUAGCUGUUGCCAGUUACUUGUGUUCUGAUGUUAAUUCCAAAUUUCCAUAUUUCGAUGAGUUUUAUCAAGCAUGCGUUGAAAGUAGACCUGAUUAUGUCAUUUGUACCGCUCCAGUAGCAUAAUUUGCAUACUAAAUAAAUAUAAUAUUUUAAAUAAAUAUUGAAGAGCAAA